Rosa rugosa (rugosa rose) is the source of this 898-nucleotide messenger RNA. RefSeq lists its product as uncharacterized. The record is from RefSeq and is a predicted model, not a curated record. The coding region runs from base 44 to 490 and encodes 148 amino acids. NCBI's taxonomy places the organism in Eukaryota, Viridiplantae, Streptophyta, Magnoliopsida, Rosales, Rosaceae. The transcript has 4 exons.
AGAGAAGGCCUUCAUAAAUAUUGGAGCAAGUCAUGUGCCCAUCAUGCAUGAAUUGCUAAAAGAAAUGGCUACAGAGUUAGUCAGGCAAAAGUCUGCAAAUAAGCUUUGGGAUAGCAAAUUUUGGAUCCUCAGGGAUUUUUGCGUUUAUCUUCCGAAAUACUCUGCAGUACGUAUAGCUAAAGACAUCAUGAAGAAGUGGUCUAAACCACAUGAGAUACCAUUCAGUACUAUUGAGUUGGCUGAAUUCUGGUCUAAAAUCACUAUGCAUGAAAGUCUUAUGUCACAACGAGUAGAGGGAUUCAAGAUUUUCAGAAACCUGACUUCUAUAAAUUUUGAAGUGGUUCCAAAAGUGGUUCGACUCUCAAAUGGAUUUCAAGGGGUUUCGACUGUUUGGAUUCUCUAUUCAAAUUCUUCAAAAUUUCAAAUGGGAGAACAAAAUUGGCUCUUUGUGUUCCUGUCGAUUCUUCUACUGGUUGCUCUUUCCAGUUAAUCUGGUGCGCCCUUAAAAAGCUGUGGUGUCCACCUUGUAAUGCCACUCAUGAUGACGUUUGUAUGAAGCUAAUCCAUGCAGAAAACCUGAACAGUGAACUUUCUGAUGACUUUUAUGAGGUAUUUUACUAUUUUUUAACCAGUACAAAUGAUACAUAUAGUCUGCGUUAAUGAGGACUCUCCUGUAUUUGCCUUAAUAUGAAUUUUUGUUUGUUGGUACCGUUUCCUUUUUUGAAAACUCCUCAUUUUUGCUUCAGUAGUUUCAGAGAUAAUAACAGACAUUUGUAGCAAAACAGAGGACUGACAUCUGAACAAUUAUGCUGUUGCAGGACUAAUGGAAAGUUAUCGUCCCAAACAGUGACCAACUGCAAAGUAAAAUAUACUGAUGCACAUCUGGAGAAUGAAAAGC